This is a messenger RNA of Solea solea (common sole), 6941 nucleotides long. RefSeq names its product salt-inducible kinase 2b (gene sik2b). The record is from RefSeq and is a predicted model, not a curated record. The transcript has 15 exons. Gene Ontology annotation, cellular component: cytoplasm. Lineage: Eukaryota; Metazoa; Chordata; Actinopteri; Pleuronectiformes; Soleidae. Gene Ontology annotation, molecular function: tau-protein kinase activity; ATP binding; protein serine/threonine kinase activity. The coding region runs from base 491 to 3265 and encodes 924 amino acids. Gene Ontology annotation, biological process: microtubule cytoskeleton organization; protein phosphorylation; intracellular signal transduction.
GUCAAUACACGUCAACCGGAGAACAUGAUGCCUCUUUGCGAGUCAACUCGUACUCUCCGUGGCUGAUAGAGGCACCUCCAGCUGAAACAUUAGAGCCGUAUUGUAGCGGAGGACGUGCCGAGUGUGUUUGAGUGUGAACCUGUCAACAAAUGGCCUGCUGCUUCUCCUUCUUGUCGCCGGACUGAGUGUGGCGCUCAGGCCGACACACAUAUCAACUUUGUCUCGGUUUUUUUUUAAUGGACGCGCUUCGAGCGGCGGAGGCAGCGGCAGCAGCAGCAGCAGCGGCGGCGGCGGCGGCGGACAGUUUGUUUGACUUUGCUCCUUAUCUAUAGCUGCUCAAGCAACCAAGCGAGCCCGCGUGUGUGCGAGAAAGAGUGAGCACCCCUCCACCACCACCACCCCUAGCCCCACCACCACCACCACAGUGUGUCCCCCUCUGCUUCGUCUGGCCGCCUCCUCCUCGUCCACAAACAGUCAUAUUUAGACCAGCAUGGUCAUGGCUGACAGUGUCCAGAAACCGCUGAUCCGGGGUCCCGUCCGAGUGGGCUUCUACGACAUCGAGCGCACGUUAGGAAAGGGCAAUUUCGCUGUGGUGAAGCUGGCGCGACACCGUAUUACCAAGACCGAGGUGGCCAUUAAAAUCAUUGAUAAGACCCAACUGGAUGCUGUCAACCUGGAGAAGAUCUACAGAGAAGUUCAGAUCAUGAAGAUGCUUGACCACCCCCACAUCAUCAAACUCUACCAGGUGAUGGAGACGAAGAACAUGCUUUACUUAGUCACGGAGUAUGCCAAGAAUGGGGAGAUUUUUGACUACCUGGCAAAGCACGGCCGCCUCAGUGAGCUGGAGGCCAGGAGGAAGUUCUGGCAGAUCCUGUCGGCAGUGGAGUACUGUCACAACCGCAACAUCGUCCACAGGGAUCUGAAGGCAGAGAAUCUGCUGCUGGAUGGCCACAUGAACAUCAAGAUUGCAGAUUUUGGAUUCGGGAACUUCUUCCAGCCGGGGGAGCCUCUGGCCACAUGGUGCGGCAGCCCACCUUAUGCUGCUCCAGAGGUUUUUGAGGGACAGCAGUAUGAGGGCCCGCAACUCGACAUCUGGAGUAUGGGGGUGGUGCUCUAUGUGCUGGUGUGUGGUGCGUUGCCCUUCGAUGGGCCCACUCUCCCUGUGCUCAGACAGAGAGUCCUGGAAGGAAGGUUUCGAAUCCCCUACUUCAUGACUGAGGACUGUGAGCACCUGAUACGCAGGAUGUUGGUCCUGGACCCAUCAAAGCGUCUGUCUGUGGCCCAGAUUAAGGAGCACAAGUGGAUGGCUCUGGAUGUUCCGGUACAGAGGCCUGUCCUGUACCAACAGCCACUGCCCGCUGAGGCUCAGGCGGCUGUAGGAGAAUACAGCGAGCAGGUCCUCCGCCUGAUGCACAGCCUCGGCAUCGACCAACACAAGACUAUAGAGUCUCUGCAGAACAAAAGCUACAACCACUUUGCUGCAAUCUACUACCUGCUGGUGGAGCGACUCAAGGCCCAUCGAUGCAGCUUCCCCGUUGAACAGAGACUCGAUGCCCGCCAGCGCCGGCCAAGCACCAUCGCUGAGCAGACUGUCGUCAAGUCAACCAGCGGAUCAGCCCAGGUGGGUUUGCUCCCGCAGGGUGUUCGUCUGUUGCGCUCCCCCGCUGUGCCCCAAGCCUCCUCUGAAGCUUUCACUUUCCCCCAGACUGCCUCUCCCCUCGAGCAGAAUUUCAUGGUGGAGGAUGUUAACACACCCAAAGUGAAUGGCUGCAUGCUGGACCCCCUGCCUCCCACCACUGUCCUCCACAAGUCCUCCACCUCGUCGCCUAGCAACAUGAUGGAGACAUCCAUUGAUGAAGGCAUCGAGACUGAGGAGCCUGAUACAGAUGAUGAUCCAGCCCACUUGCUCUCGGCCUAUCAAACGGCACGGUUUGGCCAGCGGCGACACACCCUCUCUGAGGUCACUAAUCAGCCAAACCAAGGCAAGUUAUUCACUCUAGGCCACAACCCCUCCAUGGGGAGUGUGGACUCGGACAUCGGCUAUGACAUGGGCUCCAUGCACAGUGACCUUGGUCUCCUGGAAGAUCCGCCCUCUCUCAGUGAAGUGGUACAGGCCAACAGCUCUGCUACGCCUUUCUUAAACACUCGGCCUCCCAACCCUGCAAUGGCCGCCCUGACUUCCCAGCACCGGGAGACGCAUAACCGCUCCCCUAUCAGCUUCAGAGAAGGACGCCGUGCCUCGGACACCUCCCUCACCCAAGGUCUGGUUGCAUUUCGUCAGCAUCUCCAGAACUUGGCGAGGACCAAAGGCAUCCUGGAGCUGAACAAAGUACAGAUGCUAGUGGAGCAGAUAGGCUCCGGGGAGGGAGCCGUCAUGGGCCCCCUGGGACCACAGCACCACUUGCACAACCUGAUGGAGGGUGAGGCAUCCAAGCAGCAGGAGGGUCUAGCUUUAUACCAAGGCGCUCCACAGCCGCCUCUGCUGUCACGAAGACAGAGUUUGGAGACACAAUACCUCACUCAUAGAUUACAGGCCAGCGUCUUAGCCAACAGUCCUGCUAGCUGCCAACUUUUCUGUAAGGAGACUCCACGAAGUUUAGAGCAACAGCUGCAGGAGCACAGACUGAACCAGAAGAGGAUGUACCUGCAGCAGUCACAGGGCUUGGGGCUGCAGACCUACUUCAACCAGAUGCAAAUAGCUGAAGGCUCGUACCCGACAGGCAGCCCUCCCCUGGACCACACUAUUCCUCAGAGCUCCCCUCAGUCCCCAGCGAUGUCGGGUGCCCUUCAGCCGCAGCCCCAGCAGCAGGGCAGCACUCAGGCCUCGCCUCCUUUCAGCCACCCCCAUAGCUUAAGCCCCCUGAUGGAACCCGGCGAAGGCCUGGUUUAUGAUCCAUACAUGAGCCAUCACCACUACACCCAGCAGCUGCCCUCUGCGUCUCACCUCCACCACCAUCUCCAACAUCCCCAAACUCAUGAAGCUUCUCCCGGUAGCUUGGGCUUCGUCUACGCUGCAGGCUGUGAGCAGCCGGCGGUCGGCCCUUCUGCUAUGGCUCUUCACCCAGAUAUCUAUGAGUUUCCAGUGGACCCCAUUGUGAUGGUCCCUGCUGCUCCAGGAGAGGCUGAAGCUGGGUUUGUGGCUAGAGGAUUAGCUGGUCCGGGGGAGUCAGACGGGCUGAACCUGCCCGAGCUGCAGAGCUCCCUCCUGGACAGUGAGAUGAUGGAGACAGUGGACUCCCAGCAUGGCUUUGUACUGGUUAAUUAAGCCAGCUGAGGGGGUUGAUACGAAGCGGUAUUAAACAAUGAGAACCUACCUAGCAUUAAAAGCAGGGAGAAUGGAGAUAUAAGUGGAGGCCGUAAGCGUAGCAACAGGGAAGGAGAAGUGUUCAUUUUUGUAUGACUAAUACAAACUUAAUUUCUUAGUUUUGUCAAACCUCAGACAACAUUUCUACCCUCCCUUUGCCUACCUCCCUUUCUCCUUCUCCUCCUGUUCAUGUUCUCAUCAGCUCUGUGAGGCAGGAACAGGUCCCAUACACGCAGAACUCGCCAUGCUGACUUGGCGAGGCUGCUGUCGUCACCUGUGAGGACUGAGCCGUGCGAUGCCGGGGGAAGGGGGAACGCUGCCAGACUGCGUGCAGCGUUUCACUUACAAAUGGUUUAAAGUUAACUGAGUUGGGGUUGACUGAGUGGCAACCAAAAGCACAAUGGCUGACAGUGCUUUGUUUGUAUUUAAAAUAGGACACCAUCGUCGCAUCUCAAAACACUUUUCUGCUUCUUUUUUUAAUGUCGUUAGAUUAAAAAAAAAAAAAAAAAAAAACACAAACAAAAAAACAAGUGAACUAGAAUAAUUAAAAAAAAAAUGCCCUCAUUUAUCACGGUACCAUGAUCAUCACCACAAAUUCAAAUAUUAAAUGUCAGUUUUUUGGAAAUCAUUUUACAAAGGCUAAUAUAACGACCACGCCGAGGUCUCAGCACUAACAUUUAUCGUUAUUCCUCAACAGAAAAAAAAAAGGUAACUUUGUUUGUUAUUUGCCUCAAGUACAUGCUGAGUGAAGCACUAGGUCAGUGAAUAAUGCACCAUUUAGCUUCUGCUACAUUUGUGCUCUUUACAGUGAUAAACUCGCUUUUUUUCAGUUAACUGACUCAUGAAAAAAAGGAAAUAGAUUUAUAUGCAGGCUUUUGUGGAGACUCUGUGACAUUACAGUCAAUUAUACACUUUUGUUUGUUUGUUUCCUUCAUGGUUUUAUGUAACUUGUAACUACUGAUCCUGAUUUAUUUCUUUACACUACUGAACUGCGCCACCUUUUUCCAUCCAGGUUCACUGCACACACACACACACACACAGUAAGAUGAGAAUCAUCUGCCUGCUCAUGUCACUUUCACCAGGUGAAUCGUGGCUCAUGUGUGCGCCUGAUAAAUGAGGGCUGACAUAGUUGUCGUGUGUUCGGUCGAGACGUUGCGGUGUUAGACAAGUGAAUAUUUCUGUGGCAAUACUGAAGCAAUAUUAAUCCUUAAACGUUUGAAAGGAUUAUGAACGGACGCCUCACCUGCACAGCCAGUUCCAAUUGGUUCCCGGGGACCUCAAAGACGUCAGCAGUGACAUCAUUUGAGCUGAUGAUGUAACCAGGAGAUAAUCUCUCUCUCUCUCACACUCUCUCGCUUGUCCGGGGACAUGCAGGGAUAAGCCUGGACAGUCGUAUGAAUGUGUGUGUGUGUGUUUGGAUGUGAUUAUAUUUGUUUUGCACAAUUCAGACACAAUUUCCUCUUCAUCCGUCACUUCUAAAACACUGUAUCCUGACACUUUUCCUUUAAAAACAGCACAAACUGCUCUUUUUUUCUUCUUCUUCUCUCACUGCACACUUGUAGCUUCUGGAUUAAUUCUGACUCCUUGACACGCUCCCUUGUAUUGUUUUAAUGAUAUUUCUAAUAAUAAUGGAACGACUCUAUGAAGAUACACUGCGGUAGAUAAAGGUUGAAUGAAAGAAAGAAUGUUUCCUCUCUGCUGUAAGACAAAAGACAUCAUCAGUGACCCAACACUGGAUUCUGACGAGUGGCUCACACGCCCGCUAUGUGACAAGACAGACGGCAAGCCAGCAAUGAGAUGUUUGUAAGAGUGUACGCCUUCUCCUGCACACCAUGUUGAUUUAGAAACAGUGGGAAAGGUCAGAGGGCAAAGAUGAGAUUAUUGGACUGUGAACAUCUGCCAGAGGUCAGGGGUUAAAUUGCAGGAGUCGCACAAAGCAGUCUGUAGACGCUGCACUGGACAGGAUAACUUGAGAGUUCACAGUCAGGCUCAUGAGUACAGGCGUGUGUGUGGAUGAAGUGUCAUUAUAUACAGUAGUAAACAGUCUUUCAUGAUGGUUUUAAAAAUAGGGACCAACUGUGAUUGCAGUCCUGUGCAAGACAAAGAGGACAAAUCCACCCUGAAAGGCUUCUAACACUGUCCCAACAGAGAAGGAAAGUUACUAUUCAUUCACUUUUGUUGUCAUUAGUUAUGUUUUUCUCGUUUUUUUUGUUUUGUUUUUGUUUUUAAUGUAGUAUAUAUAUCAAUGUCUCAGGGCCCAAGACGACAUGUUUAGAUUUCCUCUGAGCAGCAGCAGCAGUUUGAAACACUUUCCGUUUAAGAUGAAGAAAAAACAAAACAGGCACUUUUUGCAUUAAAAUUUGAAAACCAUCAGUCACUCCUCUUGUCAGAGGAAAAGCCUCGUCAGUCAGCGUGCAGCUCUGACAUUUAUCAGUCACGGAAAAUGAUAAACCACAGAAACAAUGUGACAAAUGUGGUCUGUGCAGCCACGAGACCUGUUACGUAACACUGUGUCUCGUGGCUGCAUGUAUAUCUCCACCCUGAAACCUACAAACUCGUAGGGUAGCUGGAUGUUUGUCUGCUCACAGGAAUAUGCUCACACCCAGCACUCUGUGGGUCAAACAGAAGUUACAGAUCGUCAGGUACCGCGUAAAUACACCGUGGUGUGAGAGAAUCAAAAGGGUGGAUUUCGCCUUUUUUUUUUUCCUUUUUUUUCUUCUUUUUUUUUUUUAGUGAAUUUUUUUGAUGAUUGUUUUCGUUCAUCUCGUCAGCGGUGAGGCUAGAGCGGUGACAGGAUGAUCGGUGGAAGUUGAAUACUGGAGCACUUUGACAAACAAGGGGAAGAUGAGAUGUAGCGAGAGAGGAGGAGGUGACUGUGGUGGAGAUGGGGAAAGGUUUGUGUUGCACUGCUGUUUCCUGGCAGAUGAAAUGAACCACGAUCUGUAGGAAACACCUUUCUCCUCCUCUUCCCCACCAAUAAUGGACACAAAAGGAAUUUCUUUCAAAGAAAGACCAGACAUAGUAACACUUGAUCUGAUUGUUUUGAUUUUAAUCCAAGAUGGAGAAACACCUCUCCGUCGCCGAUGAGUGUUCUUUGUACAAAUUAGGGAUGUAGUGAAUCUUACGUGCACAGAAUUUUGUGUUGAAAGUGUUCAGUGUGCCUUUUACUUUUGGUAUUUUCAAUCUAAGAUUUUAAAUAGAACCAUCAUUUCUGGUUUGACCCUUGUAUCGUUUGUUUUAUUAUGAUUAUUUCUUCCUUUUCUGUAUUUGUUUUUCUUUCCUGAAAGUAGGUAGAGCCAGGUUUUACAAAGGUACAAAACCAAAGUCCCUCAGAAGUUUCCCUGUACGACCCACCAUGUGGAGUUUUGGAGCUUCUUCUUGUCAGCUUCUCUACUGUGCUUUUUUUUUUCUUGUUGGUCAAUGAGUGUACGCCAUUUAAAAGUAUUAUAGCAAUAUUUCUCUAGUUGAAGACUUAAGUCAUGAAGAAUCUAGUGGACGUGUUUCAUAAGUAUCAUAAUUUCACCUCCUGCUGAUAAAACAUUGAUCUAUCAAUAGAAAUCCAGUUUUAUAUUUACCUUCAUUGAUGUUGACCACACAUAAGCUAACUUGCUGUUGAGAUUAAAAAAGGUUUAUUGAA